Cokeromyces recurvatus is the source of this 1175-nucleotide messenger RNA. Its product is annotated as fatty acid hydroxylase superfamily-domain-containing protein. The coding region runs from base 80 to 952 and encodes 290 amino acids. Gene Ontology annotation, molecular function: iron ion binding; C-4 methylsterol oxidase activity. Lineage: Eukaryota; Fungi; Mucoromycota; Mucoromycetes; Mucorales; Mucoraceae. Gene Ontology annotation, biological process: ergosterol biosynthetic process. The record is from RefSeq and is a predicted model, not a curated record. The transcript has 2 exons.
CUUCUUUCUUUUUUUUUUUUUUUCUUCAUUGUAUUACUAUUAUUUUUUUUUCUUUCCUCCUGAAAAAAAAGAAAAGAAAAUGAACACAACUUUGGCAUCUAUUCAACCAAGUUGGUUAGAAACACAAUGGGAUGAAUUAUAUAAGGAUAGAAAUCCUUUACUUGUAACAGGUGUUCUUGCUUUUGUUAUGCAUGAGCUUGUUUAUUUCGGUCGUUUCCUUCCUUUCCUUGCUUGUGAUUUUAUUCCUUAUUUCCAAAAAUACAAGAUUCAACCUGAUAAGAUUAAUACAAGUGCUGAUUAUUGGAAAUGUACAAAGCAAGUUCUUUAUCAACACUUUUUAUAUGAAGGUCCACUUAUUUUCCUUUUCCAUCCUAUGGCUAAUUACUUGGGAAUGAAUAUCUCUACUCCUUUCCCUGAAUGGAAAUAUAUUUGGCCCCAAAUUUGUAUUUUCUUUGUGUUUGAAGAUGCUUAUCAUUACGCUGUUCACAGAUUAAUGCAUUGGCCACCACUUUAUAAGAGAAUUCAUAAGGUUCAUCAUGAAUAUGCUGCUCCCUUUGGUAUCGCUGCUGAAUAUGCUCAUCCUUUAGAAACAUCUAUUCUUGGCUUUGGUACUAUCGGUGGUCCUCUUCUUUAUCAUUUGGUUGAAAAGACUUACUUUAAGGCGGGUCGUAACUGGGAACUUCAUUUGUUUACUAUGCUUUUCUGGAUCAUGUGUCGUCUUUUCCAAGCUAUCGAUUGUCACUCUGGUUACGAUUUCCCUUGGUCUCUUCGUCAUUUCAUUCCUUUCUGGGCUGGUGCCGACCAUCACGAUUAUCACCAUAUGGCCUUUGUAGAUAACUUUGCUUCUUCAUUUAGAUGGUGGGAUUAUAUCUUUGGUACUGAUAAGAGAUAUCGUGCUUAUCGUGCUCGUCAAGCUGAAGAAAAGCGUCUUAAAGAAAAGAAGGGAUUGUAAAAGGAAAUAUAUAUAUGUUUAUAUAUAUUAAUUGUAUAUUGCUCUCUCUAUUUUGCAUUCAUUCCCUUUUUUUUAUUUUAAAAGAAAAAAAAAAGAUUCAUGUAUACAUUACUUGCAUUGUUUUAUAAUCCCCCCUUUAUAUAAUUCGUUUUUUUUUCUUUCUUGUCUAGAUUAGUAUGUAAUAAUAUCAAUAAUAAAAAAUAUAUAAAUAUCUAUAAUAAUG